CUCCUGUAUUUCUGAUUGUUCCCGGCCUAAGCUAGGUUGCUACCCCUGCUUUCCUCCUACUCUCUCCGAGAUCCAGAAGCAGGCUCGGAGUGAGGCUCCCACUCGAGGUCGGCUGCACAUCUUGGGAAUAAGCUGUUUCCACAGAUCCGGCCUGGUCUUCCCCCAGAAAACUAUGUUUCCCUAAGAAACAGGAACAGGGAGCCAUAUUCGCGCCACAGAUUGAUUCGUGCAGCAAGAGCUUCUGGGAAAUGUAGUCCGAAACCGGAAAAAGGCGUCGCACCGCCUCAACGGAAGGAAGGUAGUCUUAACUGACUUUCUUGGCUCCGCCUGGUCCUGCCGCAGUGAAGAGUGCCGACGCGCCCCGAGUCUCCUAGGAGUCUUUGUGACUAACUAGAGUGCGUGGGUGAGAGUGGCACGGGAGCAGCGCGGCGAGGGAGGUGGAAGCUGGGUGUCUCAGACCCGAGCCGCACCAGGGAAACUGAAGAAGCGUAAUCCCGGAAACCGAAAGGGGGCUGAUGGGGCGAGGAUUUUCCAGAGCGUCCAGCUGUGUGUGUAUUGAUCGCGAGGGAGGAGCGGGUGGUGCUGAGGAGAAUUCCGAUAUGCGUAAGGCCGUAGGUGGAAUUCGGGGUUGGUGAUGAUUGGGGAUAUGGCUAUAGACUUCUCUCAAGAGGAGUAGAAUAUCUGGACUUGAAACAGAGGAACUUGCACAGAGAUGUGAUGUUGGAGAAACAGCAAUGUGGUCACAUUGGGUAAGGACUCUGUUUCUAAGUCAGCUUUGAUCUCCUUUUUGGAACAAGGUAAAGAGGCCUGGAUUGUUGAGAGAGACACACAAGGCCUAUACCCAGGGAUCAGUGUCCUUCAGGGAUGUGGCUGUAGAUUUCAGCAGAGAAGAGUGGCAGCACCUGGACCUUGCUCAGAGAAACCUUUACCGGGAUGUGAUGCUGGAGACCUACAGCAACCUGCUCUCAGUAGGAUAUCAAGUUCCCAAAUCAGAGGUCUUCAUAUUGGAGCAAAGAAAGGAGACAUGGGAAUUGCAGGGUGAGAGCCCAUGUCAUAGCUCUCCAGAAGAAAUGCAGAAGAUUGGGGACCAGACAGAGAGCUAUCAGAAAAAAGAAAACAAAUCUUUAAGUCAUAUUACUUGCAUCAAGAAAACACUGAAUACAGAGAGGGCAUAUGAAUAUACAGACAUUGAAAAAGUAAUUCAUAUUAACUCAAACCUUAUUCCCUCCCAAAAAAGACCUCAACGAUUCAACUCACUUGGAAAUGACUUGAAGCAUAAUUUAUAUUUACACAGUCAUAAGAGAAACAACUCAUCAAAAAACUUAAAUACAAUUGCUGAAUAUGGUAACAUUUCUUUCUAUACUGAUCAUGACAAUACUUCAAUUUAUGGAAAAGUUUUCAGGUUUAAACAAGCACCUUCUCAACAUGAGGAAGUUCAUAGUGACAAGAAACUCUAUGACUGUGCCAAAUUAGGAAAGGUUUUCACUCAGAAGAUACAAUUCAAGGUACAUCUAAACAUUCCUACAGGAGAAAAACUAUAUGUAUGUAUUGAAUGUGGGAAAGCUUUUGUACAGAAGCCAGAAUUCAUUACGCACCAGAAAAUCCAUUCUAGAGAGAAGCCCUACAAGUGCAGUGAAUGUGGAAAAGCCUUUUUCCAAGUAUCUUCUCUCUUCAGACAUCAAAGAAUUCAUACUGGAGAAAAACUUUAUGAAUGCAGUGAAUGUGGUAAAGGCUUCUCUUAUAACUCUGAUCUCAGUAUACAUCAGAAAAUUCAUACUGGAGAGAGACACCAUGAAUGCAGUGUUUGUGGCAAAGCAUUCACACAAAAGUCCACACUCAAGAUGCAUCAGAAAAUUCACACAGGAGAGAGAUCCUAUAUAUGUAUUGAAUGUGGACAGGCCUUCAUCCAGAAGACACACUUGAUUGCACAUAGAAGAAUUCACACUGGAGAAAAACCAUAUGAAUGUUGUGACUGUGGGAAAUCCUUCACUUACAAAUCACAGCUCCAGGUACAUCAACGAAUUCACACAGGAAUAAAUCCUUAUAUGUGUACUGAAUUUGGGAAGGUCUUUAACAACACUUCUAAUCUCAUUACACUUAAGAAAGCUCAAAUUAGAGAGAAAUCUUCCAUAUGUACUGAAUGUGGGAAGGCCUUUGCCUACAGGUCAGAGUUGAUUACACAUCAGAGAGUUCAUACUGGAGAAAAACCUUAUGAAUGCAGUGACUGUGGAAAAGCCUUCACUCAGAAGUCAGCUCUCACUGUACAUCAGAGAAUUCAUACAGGAGAAAAGUCAUAUAUAUGCAUGAAAUGUGGGUUGGCCUUCAUCCAGAAGGCACAUUUGAUUGCACAUCACAUAAUUCAUACUGGAGAGAAACCUUAUAAAUGUGGUCACUGCGGGAAAUCCUUUACUUCCAAGUCACAACUCCAUGUGCAUAAACGAGUUCACACAGGAGAGAAACCCUACAUGUGCAGUAAAUGUGGAAAGGCCUUCACCAACAGGUCAAAUCUCAUGACGCAUCAGAAAACUCACACAGGAGAGAAAUCCUAUAUAUGUCCUAAAUGUGGAAAGGCCUUCACUCAAAGAUCAGACUUGAUUACACAUCAGAGAAUUCACACUGGUGAGAAACCUUAUGAAUGCAGUGACUGUGGAAAAGUGUUCACCCAGAAGUCACACCUCAGUAUACACCAAAAAAUCCAUACUGGAGAGAGACAGUAUGAAUGCCAUGAAUGUGGGAAAACCUUCAACCAGAAAUCAAUACUCAUUGUGCAUCAGAAAAUUCAUACAGGAGAGAAACCGUAUGUAUGCACUGUGUGUGGAAAAGCCUUCAUCCGGAAGUCAAACUUCAUUACCCAUCAGAGAAUUCAUACUGGAGAGAAACCCUAUGAAUGUAGCGACUGUGGGAAAUCCUUCACUUCCAAGUCACAGCGCCAGGUGCAUCAACAAAUUCACACAGGAGAGAAACCUUAUGUGUGUGCUGAAUGUGGGAAAGCCUUUAGUGGCAGGUCAAAUCUUAAUAAACACCAAAAAACUCAUUCUGGAGAAAAGCCCUUUAUCUGCCCUGAAUGUGGGAAGUCCUUCAGACAAAAGUCAGAGUUAAUUACCCACCAGAGAAUUCAUACUGGAGAGAAACCUUACAAAUGCAGUGACUGUGGGAAAUCUUUCACGAAGAAAUCACAGCUCCAGGUGCAUUGGCGUAUUCACACAGGAGAGAAGCCUUAUGUGUGUGCUGAUUGUGGGAAGGCCUUCACUGACAGGUCAAAUUUGAAUAAACACCAGAAAACGCACACUGGAGACAAACCCUUCAAGUGUGUUGUCUGUGGGAAAGGUUUCAUUCAGAAAUCAGUGCUCAGUGUGCAUCAGAGUAUUCACUCUUGAAAAAAACAGUAUGAGAAUGAGGUCAGGGCUCAUUAUACAUUAUUGAAUUCAUGCAACAGGAAAUUAGGUAUAUUACUGAAGGUAGAAAUGCCUUUGUCAAGAUGUCACAUGUUCAGGAGGUGAUCUACAAGACAGCAGUGAAUGAGGGGAGCCUUCCCACAUUGUCACUAAUCUCAUUAAACCUUGGGCAUUCAUACAGGGAAGGAACUGAGUUAACUUGAUGCAUUAGAAAAAGCUUUUCCAUGAAAAAUAUGAUGGGCCAUUGAUACCAGAUUGUUCCUGGGAAAUAUUAUAUUAAAUCAUGUUGAUAGUCCUGCUUACUGUGGAAUAGGUAUAGUACCAUAAAUUGAAUGGUAGAACAACAUAAUGUGUAUGAUAGGGACUAACCCUAAGUUCUUUGGGGUAUUUAUUGCAGAACACAUUGUCUAAUGGGGUUGUGGAUGUGUUUUCAUUCUGUUGAACACAGUUGUGUGUAUCCAAUUCCCUACUGAAAUUUCCAUAAAGUAAGAGAUACCACAAUAAAAAAAAAUUUUAGUAUACUGAUAUAAACCUCACAGUCUGUUGAGACCCCCACAUUAACCCCUAGCACCAUGACUUGAGACCCUCAGCAUUAGCCACCAAUAGAGUCUCUUCAAUCCUCAUGAACCCCUAGCACAUUGUCUUCUGAUCCCCAAUUUGGGCACAAUACCUGAUGACUGCCCAGAAGUAAUCUUCUGUUGAAACCCGGACAUUUUUAUAGUGUAAUGUGUUAUCACUGGGAUUUGGACUCAGAGAUAUCUGUUCCUUAAGCUUGUAUCCAGCUAGUGUUAUGGCAGAGCGUUCCUUGAAUUUCAGGAACUAACAGAAAAGGAAAAAACAAAAAUACCUUUCCUCGUCUUUGCAUACAGACCUAUGUGGGCAUUCUCCUUCAGGGCUUAUCCAUAAUGAUACAAGGCCAAACACAGGGGCCUCCCUGUUCCCUUCUAGGCAUGUGUCUUGUCUUAGGCCCUGUAUGUUGCCCUAGGAAUCCCCCCAUUUAUAUAUAUAUAUCCUCUUCCCUAGGAAACAGUUUCCUCACAGUCCUGGACCUUACACUGUACGUCUUACAGCCAGUAAUCCCUUGCCGCAGACAACCAUGACAUGACUGAGUUCCCACGUGUUCUAUAGUAGAGCACUGUGAGCUGCCUUCUAAAUGCAGUGCAAGUUCUGAGACGGCAGCCCAUAACAAGUGUCCUGAUCCAUCCCUCAGGCCGCCAAGAGAGUUGCCAGGCCAGACAUAUAUACUGUGUAUGGGGGUUACUCUGUUUCCUCCAGAACUGAGACCAGGGACCCACACUGGGAACAGGCUCCAUACUGAGCUGCAAGGAGAUGGGAGAGGGGCCAACGAGGGUGGCACUAGAUCUUAGUGAUUUUAAGUGACCUUUUUCUGGAUUUGGCACUUGCCCUAUUGCUGCAAGCCUUGAACUGUUUACUAGAACUUUGAGAAAGAUGUUUGUGCUAAUUCUUGCCGGUUGUUCAGUUUCUGCAGGAGAGUGAAACUUCACACUCUGCCAUCUUAUCCAUGCCUGCCCAUUAGUGCUAAACACAACGUCUGCUAUCUUUAUCUCCCACAUAGUGUCUCCUGACCCCCACGUAGCCCCCAGCAUAGUGUCUUGUGAACUCCCACAACUCUCAGGAGAGCUUCUGAGGCAACAAGAAUUUUCAGGUCACCUGGGUCAACUGUUCAGUAUCCCUUCUGCUGUAAGUCAUGACCCAUUUCUUUCUUAAUAAUCUUUAUAAUAAAAAUAGCAAAUUAAUAACUCAUAACAAACCCAAACAUACAUUCACUGCCUGCUCUGUGUCCAUCUUCAUGUCAUACACUCCACAAUGACCUUCUCCAUAUACCUCAAACACAUCUCUUCCAUACUCUCUGAAAAGGAGCACCACUUCUCCUUAUGUCUAUGGUUCACUCCCUGACUCCUUCCUCCAAUGUUGCCAUCCUCACAGAGGCCUUCCCUGCCUGGUUUAAAAUUUCACACCCCACCCUCCCUCCUUUAUCCUUCACCAUAGUGCUUACAGCCAUGAUGCACCAUUUAUUUAGCUUAUUUGUCUAUCUCCCCCACUAGAAUGUUUUCUGCCUAUUUUGUUCACUGCUGUGAGCCUAAAUCCACACCUGCCGUUACAGCUGGCAUAUUGUGGAUUUUGACCACUACUCAUCCCAUGACUUCCCUCUGCUCCUUUCUAUUUUGUAGCCUAAGAGGCUCCAGUGAGGAGAACCAACUUGCCUAAAAUACAUCAGGCUCUUUUACCUCCUGUUUUUAUCUGGCUGUGCCCCCUUCCCUAGAGCUGAAAAGUUGUAAACUGUUGGACCUGAUGCCAGCUCAUUUAAAGAAGGGAAAAUUGAGAUACAGGAAACCUUGUGGAUGCUUGAUAUAGCAAGAUACCCUGCCAGCAUGCUGAAAUCCCACUGUCAGCUCAAAAGUGAUUGGAAAAAGGCCUACUCACUCUGCCCUUGUACUUGCAUUUGUUAGAAAGAGCCCUGUUCACCCCAGAACCCACCCUACAGAUGUGCACGUCAGGCCCUGACUGGUGGUGCUUGUGGAGUGCUCAGUCCUGCAGAGGCAAUAGGGAGGGGCCAAGCCUCAAGGGGGAGGGGGAAGUAGUGGCCUCAAAUGCAGGCAGGAUUUCUACCAGAAUGCUAGCUGUUGGGCAACCCCACUGGAACCAACAGAGUGACCAUCCCCAGACAAAUACAUUGGUGAUGCCUGGAGUAGGAUGGUCUCACUUUUAUGAAUGGCAGCAUGCCUGGGCAGAAACAUGGGCAGGGCAGGGGCACCACCAAGGGACAAUUUGGCAGAGGAGGGGUUGCCACACAUAUCCCCAGUUGUGGUUUCUGCCUCAGUAACAUCUCUGACAAUGCUCAGCAAUACUACCAUUAGGCCACCUUAGAUCAAUGUGAUCUAUCAUUAGGUACCCUUCUCACCCCUUCACAGUAUCUAAUGAUUAACUGCACACCCUACCCCCACUUAAAACAAUGUCUGGUAACCCUGUGUUACCCCUUUUUAUCUCACCCCAGCACUGUAUCUGGGGCUUCACUACGAGUCACCCAGUUUAGGAAAAUGUGACCAACAUUAUGCCCCAACUUAAAACAAUGCUGCCUCCCCAGGCAAAUGUCUAGAGCUCCCCCAUACCCCUUCUUAACCAUGCCAGCACAAUCUGGACACACUCCAUUUAUCCCACUUUUACCUUUGGUAAUAUGUGUGCCAUCCCUCAUAUAUUCUGAGGAAUGGUUCCUAGAGCUCUCAUUAUGUCUUCUCCUACAACCCCAUUCCAGAUUCAGUUCACUUCAAGAAGCCCCUCAGUCACCCCUGGCUGCUGCUUCUUGACCAAAAGGGGGAAGUGGAAUGAAAUAAAAUAUUCAAUGGCUGAGAGAUGUCAAAUGGAGUCGAGAGGUCACUCUGGUGGGCAACUUAUGCACUAUAGA
Messenger RNA from Choloepus didactylus (southern two-toed sloth), 6819 nucleotides. RefSeq names its product zinc finger protein 585B (gene ZNF585B). The record is from RefSeq and is a predicted model, not a curated record. Gene Ontology annotation, biological process: regulation of transcription by RNA polymerase II. Lineage: Eukaryota; Metazoa; Chordata; Mammalia; Pilosa; Megalonychidae. The coding region runs from base 939 to 3377 and encodes 812 amino acids. Gene Ontology annotation, molecular function: DNA-binding transcription factor activity, RNA polymerase II-specific; RNA polymerase II cis-regulatory region sequence-specific DNA binding. The transcript has 6 exons.